UGUAACUGUGCCUGUCUGCUCCCGACUUUUCGUGCCGACACCGAGGAUGAAGAAGCAAAACGUCCGGACCCUGUCGCUCAUCCUCUGUAUGUUUUCCUACUUGCUGGUCGGCGCCGCGGUGUUUGACGCGCUGGAGUCCGAGUCGGAGAGCUCCCGCAGACGCAUCUUGGAGCAGAAGCGCAGCGAGAUGAAGAAGAAGUACCGCUUCUCCGAGGACGACUACCGCGAAAUCGAGCGAGUGGUGCUGCAAGCUGAGCCCCAUCGCGCCGGCAGACAGUGGAAAUUUGCUGGCUCUUUUUACUUUGCCAUAACAGUCAUCACCACCAUUGGUUAUGGACAUGCAGCACCAGGCACAGAUGCAGGAAAGGUCUUCUGCAUGUUCUACGCUGUACUGGGAAUUCCUCUCACUUUGGUCAUGUUCCAGAGCCUUGGAGAAAGGAUGAACACAUUUGUCCGCUAUCUCCUACAUAAGACGAAGCAGUGCCUGGGCUUUCGAUGCACUGAGGUGUCCAUGGAAAACAUGGUCCUGGUGGGCUUCCUGUCCUGCAUUGGAACUUUGUGUGUCGGGGCUGCAGCCUUCUCCCACUUUGAGGGAUGGAGCUUCUUCCAUGCUUACUACUACUGCUUCAUCACACUCACCACUAUUGGCUUUGGGGACUUUGUAGCCCUGCAGAAAAAGGAGGACCUCCAGGAGAAAACACCCUACGUGGUGUUCAGCUUCAUGUACAUCCUGGUUGGGCUAACUGUAAUUGGGGCCUUCCUAAAUCUGGUGGUGCUUCGCUUCCUCACCAUGAACACUGAGGAUGAGAGGAGAGAUGCUCAAGAGAGGGCGUCACUGAAGAGGGACAGAGGCCUCUUGGAUGGGGCUCUGCGUCUCCAUGUUAUAGGGGAACAGAGCAGAGACAGCCACAGAGAGAGGAACAGGAGCAACGCGGUGCACAGUCGUAGCCACAGCACGCUCUUCCUCCCGAUCGAGGAAGGAACCAGCCGUACCAACCUCAUUGCUUCCCCAGUGGAGGAUCAGGAGAGACAAAGAAGCCCCAGCAGACACAGGCUGCAUUUUCACAUCAAGGCGGGCAGAAGCAGGCCGGAGUCGAGCCUCAGCUCCCUCUGCUCCUGCGUCUGCUACCACUUGGGGAUUUGUGAUAGUCCUCUUAUCUCCCACAGUGAACACCAUGGCUGCCACAUCAAUUCUGUGUACUCCAAUUCAGUCUCCUAUAGGAUCCAGGGAUGCUCACCAGGUUCCAGGGACAACACUGGACUCUCCUCCCCGGGAAGCACACUCUCUCCUGGGCAUAGCUUCCGGGAGUUCCCUCGUUCAAGGAGAAAGUCGGUGUAAAGAGCACUGUAGCAAGAGAGAGUGUUUGCACACAGUUUAAAUAACACAGAAUUUUUUUUGUGCAUGUCAGAAGGCACUGAUUUUGUUAAAUGAAUAAGUUGUAUGUUGUGGCUGUUGAAAAUAAUUUUAUUUGUUAAGCAGGGAUGAGACUUCUUAUCCUCUUUUACCAUGAUGUUAUUUAUGUUAGUGAUUCUGCUGUUUUUUCCCUGCAUGUAAGCCAAAGUGCAGUGCAUGCUAAAGAGAAUGUAUAGCACACAAUGUGAAUGCAUGAGUGCUACGUAAAGACGUAAAACGGCUGGACUUUUAAUCUAUGGUUUUAACAAAAGUAUUAUGGAUAUAGUGCUUCUUCAUGACUGUAUAACUGUUCAGUGAAGGUAUGUGAAUGAUCCUCAACAGACUCCUGCUGUAGACAAAACUUUUUCAUGCCAUAGCUAGAAGAUGUCAUUAUACUUUUAUAUUUAAAAAAAAGAAAAAGCCUUAAAGAACUUUGACCAAGCACAUGAGAUAUGUGGCUUCUUAGCUCAGUGAAUUUCAUAAAUCCUUUUAUUACUUAUAACCUGGGAGGGGGGGUCAGAAUAACUUCUCUGUGCAUUCUUCAGCACUAAUGCACUCUAAUAUAAAGAAGUUGUGAUUGUACACGAGUGGCUCAAAUUUAAUGGAUGUAGCACACAAAGGAUAUGUAGCAGGUUACUUCUCCCACACAGAGUUGCCACUUUGCAGUCAGGGAGGUGUUGUUUCCUCGUAAACUUGGUUUGUAGUCGCAUUCGAUGUGAGUCUAUUACAGUAUUGUUUUAUUAAACCAAAGGAAAGGACCUUUAAAUGUGUGAAUGUUUUUAUUUUCACAUUUGUAUGAGGUUGUGAACCUUUUGUGUUCAGUCGUCU
Scatophagus argus is the source of this 2221-nucleotide messenger RNA. RefSeq names its product potassium channel, subfamily K, member 15 (gene kcnk15). Gene Ontology annotation, cellular component: membrane. The record is from RefSeq and is a predicted model, not a curated record. NCBI's taxonomy places the organism in Eukaryota, Metazoa, Chordata, Actinopteri, Scatophagidae. Gene Ontology annotation, molecular function: potassium ion leak channel activity. The transcript is spliced from 2 exons. Gene Ontology annotation, biological process: stabilization of membrane potential; potassium ion transmembrane transport. Bases 47 to 1339 code for a protein of 430 amino acids.